Molecule: messenger RNA, 5585 nt
Organism: Drosophila ananassae
Lineage: Eukaryota; Metazoa; Arthropoda; Insecta; Diptera; Drosophilidae
Product: zinc finger protein rotund
Exons: 8
Coding region: 1229-4138 (969 amino acids)
Biological process (GO): regulation of transcription by RNA polymerase II
Molecular function (GO): RNA polymerase II cis-regulatory region sequence-specific DNA binding; DNA-binding transcription factor activity
Source: RefSeq, a predicted model, not a curated record
UUGGUUUUCUCAGUUGUUGCAGGAUAUCCCGAGCUCGCUGACGGACACAGACGGACAAACGGACACAAGGACACCUGGAAAUCAAGCAAAACAGGCUUUCUUACAGACUAGGGACAAGAUACCACAUACACAUCGCCUAUCCUAUUAGUUCUAACAAUCUACCGGUUCAACAUGGCGUAUACGUGAUAAAAUGCCAUGGAGACAGAAACUCACUCUAUAAUUUCAAUUCCCAGUGUCAUCCUAAUGAAAAACUAACAAAAGUUCCUUUAAAGAUGUGCAUAGAUGUAUGCAGUUGAAUAAUAUUAAAGAUGUAAACCCUUAAACCGAACCAAAAACCAAAACGCAACGCAAAGUUCCUACUAACUAGUGCAAACUACCUAAAAAUAAGAUAAACCUACGAUUCCUAUUAAUAAUUAACAAGAAAUAGCUUUACAAUUAAAUAAGGCUUAAUAAAAAAUACAAUAAAUUGUAUGAAAUAUUUGAACGCUUUAAAACCCACCAACUGGAAUUUGAAACCAACUAAAUAAACCCUAAGCUCCGGCCACAAAAUGAAACAAUCAUGAACGGAAAGUAAACAAACACCAACCGGCUGCGAAAAUAAAUCAAAUCACACUGUCGGUGGUCGGUGGUCGGUGAGAGGGAAAAGUCACCACCCACCAAGUGUUUACUAAACAAUAAACAAAACAUCAAGCCAUCAAACCAUCAACCAUAAAAAAAAUAAGGAUAACAUAUGCAAGUAAAAGCGGAUCCCUACACAUGUCCAUCACGAAUAAAACCAUAAAAUUCAUAAAACAAAAAGGAAACUGCCAUCCGGCAAAACUUUUUCAAGGUCGUUCGCGGCAAGUUUUUGGUGGCAAAUCAUUUCUAUUUGUUUCAAUUUUGUGUGCAUCUAAAAAAGGGGGAAACGGAAAAAGUUUUGAAGUGCGCCACGUCCAGUCCCCACGACCCGCCCGAGCCAUCUAAAAUAAAAUAAAAGUUAAGCCCGAAUAAAAAGACAUCACGAUUUGGUUGGAAACUUUUUGUUUGCCUUCGUGUAUGUAUGUAUUUUUUUUAUUUUGCACUCCUGUAUCUUCGCGUGUGGCCGUUUGUGUGGGAAAAUCAAACAAACUGUGCUUCAGUUAGAUAAAUUGCUGUAAGCCGGGCAAACCGAGUAUUCUGAAAGUGAAAUUGUCGAGCGGGAAAAGGAAAAAAAAAGCGUUGCCCACAUUUGGGCGCUGCCCGGUACGUCAUGCACGAACUGAUGGGAAAACAAAACCAUCCGGAUAUGGAGAUGCUGAAGGAUCAACUGAAGCGCGGCAACUACAUGGGCGCUCUUGGACCACCUACUCCGGGUGGCUUAGCUUCCGCAUCAGCCGCCUCGCCCUUCCUGAUGCCCGCCGAGUUUUACAAAAGCCUCCUGGCCAGCGCCGUGUUCCAACAGCAACAACAACACCAGCAAGUGAAGAAAUUUUAUAUGGGAACCCCUUCACCCAGCCCCGCCUCCAGCUCGCCACCGACUCCUUUACGGUCACAUCCUCAAAGCAAUUUGUUAUUCUCCUCGGCAGCUGCGGUAUCUGUUUGCAUUGCGGCUGAAACGGAGCACGGUCAGGUGAAGACAGAGCCGGAUCCGGACACGGAUCAGGACGUGGACCAGGUGCAGGAGACGCAGGAAGAUGCCGGACACAAGGACCAAAAGCCCAUCCUUGAAGCUAACCCUGUCACAAGUAAGCCCCACAACAAUAAUAACAACAACAGUUACUCCUGGUCAGCCAGCAGCAACAACACCAACGACAACGGUCAGCAAAGUGAGGUCGGCGGUAAUAACACCACCACCACCAACAACAACAACAACAACAACAAUAAUCAUUCAACGACAUCACCCACUCCGCCCCACGAGAACAGCGCCACCCAAGCGACUUCGGUGUCCGCAAUUAAUUUGAAUCAAACCCAACCCGCGUCACAGACGCGGCCCAACUUUGGCAGCUCCAUAAAGUCACCACCGUCCGAACAGGACGCGGUCGCCGCCACCUCGUGCAAAAGCCAGGAGAGCAGCUCCUGCCCGAAUCCCCAUACGAGCGCCCACUCCACAUCCGACGCCAAUCAGAACCCCAAUUCCAGCUCGUCAGCCGCCGCCGUGUCCGCUGCUGCUUCUGCCGCUGCUGUCUCUGCCUCAGCCAGCAGCAACAUGCCGAUCGGCGGUGUCCAGGGCCAGAAUCCCACCCAGGGACUGGUGCACUGGAUGAGCGCCGUGAUGGCCGAGCACAUGACCGGUCAGACGCACCACGAUCCCAGUGCCGCUGUGGGAAUGCACUACAUGUGGAAUGGCAACGUUGAUCAUGCCAAAGACAUUGGCGAUUACAAUCUUUGGCCGCCAACGCCGCGCAGCCAUCAACAUGCCAGCGAACAUCACCCCAUGUCCCUCAAGCAGGAGUACGAGGCCAAAAUGAACGAUCACCACCACAGCAACCUACAGAAAGGUCACUUUCUGGACGACAAUCGGCUGGAGCAUCAUGCGGUAUCGGGACAAGGUGGCCUGGGAGGACUGGGCGGUGCUGCCAAUGGAGGGGGCGGCGGUGGCGGAGCCUCCUCCGGCGCUGGCAAUCCCAGUCUUGGCGCCACAUCGCACCAUGCCGCCGCCGCUGCCCAUCAUCACAGCUCGGCAGUGGCAGCUGCCUCCGCUGCUGCCCUGUUGGUUGUGCCUCAGCCGAUCAACGCCAGCAAAAUGGGCGGACCCGGCGGAGUCGCUUCCGUAGCCGGCGGACAUGCCACUGGCGGUGGCAGCGGGCGCAAGUAUCAGUGCAAAAUGUGUCCCCAGAUCUUCAGUUCCAAAGCAGAUCUGCAGCUUCACACCCAGAUCCACAUGCGGGAGGCGAAGCCGUACAAGUGCACCCAGUGCUCCAAGGCCUUUGCCAACUCCUCGUAUCUGUCGCAGCACACACGCAUCCACCUGGGCAUCAAGCCGUACCGCUGCGAGAUAUGCCAGCGGAAGUUCACGCAGCUCUCGCACCUUCAGCAGCAUAUCCGGACGCACACGGGGGACAAGCCGUACAAGUGCCGGCACCCCGGCUGUCAGAAGGCCUUCUCGCAGCUCUCGAACCUGCAGUCGCACUCGCGCUGCCACCAGACGGACAAGCCCUUCAAGUGCAACUCCUGCUACAAGUGUUUCUCGGAUGAGCCCUCGUUGCUGGAGCACAUCCCGAAGCACAAGGAGUCCAAGCACCUGAAGACGCACAUCUGCCAGUACUGCGGCAAGUCCUACACCCAGGAGACCUACCUGACCAAACACAUGCAGAAGCACGCGGAGCGCACGGACAAGCGGCCGCCGAUCGCGCCUGGCAGUGCAGCUGCAAUUGCGGCAGCUGCCGCCGCUGCAGCAUCUGGCUCCGCCACCGGCGGGUCGGGCAAUCCACCCCCUAACACUAACCCCGCCCAGCACCAGCGCAACAGCCUGGGCCUCCCGCCAGUCUCCAUUGCGCCCAGUGACAAUGGGUAUUGGCCGAAGGUGAGUCCCGAUUCGGCUGCCGCAGCCAACGCCAUGGAGGUGAUGCACCAGCAGCAGCAACAGCAACAGCAGCAGCAACAGCAGCAGCAACAACAGCAGCAACAGCAACCCCACCACCAUCACCCGCAGCACGGUGUACCCCCCCAGCAACAUGUCCCGCCCCAACAGCAACAGCAACAACAGCAGCAACACCACCAUCCGCAGCAGCAGCCGCCGCCCCAGCACGGAAUGGAGGCCCACUACGCCCAGCCAUCGGCGCCGAACAGCGCCCAGAGCAAUGGACACGGACCGGAGCUACAGCCUCACCAUCGGAUGCCCGAUCCGGUUCGAGAGGAUAUAGUUUCCACACCGAGUACUGUGGGUCCCUACGAUGCAGCAUCCAUAACGAAAACCAGCAGCAACUCGGCCUUCACACCCAUCAACUCCAUGCCGCCGCACUUGAACUCGCUGAGCCACCACCCGAUGGCCCAGCGUCCGUAUCUCUACGAUGCCAUCAGCUUUCCGAACAAGAACGUCAACCAGAACAACGCCAACGCUUUUCCCAACCAGCUGAUCUCGCUCCACCAGAUCCGGAACUACGCCCAUCAACCGGCGGGUCUGAUGGCGGGGGAGCACCUGUUGGGCGUCAGCGUGGGUCCCGGGAAGGACAAAGGAUAGCUAGGGUCCUACUUCUAAGUUGUCGGUCAAUAUAUUAUUUAUUCAAGCGGAAUCGAGGCGUGCAUCCUGUACAGUAUUACUUUUAUAGUUAGUCGUAGCCCACAGGGGGCAGUGUGUAUUUUUGUAGGUCUUGUUUCGGUUAAGUUAAUGGGUUCUCGCGCACUCAAUAAGCAAAGAAAACUGUAAAUGGCCAACGAUACGUAUUCUAUUUUGACCAACACCGUCCAUGCUUAUGUUAAUGCUAGCUCCUCGAAACAUAAUUUCAGUAAAGUGUUUGUGACAAGGAUUGCUUGACAAGUAAUCCUCAUUUAUCCUGGACCUCGUCUAUUGCAUAGUGUAAAUAUAAUUAAAAUGUACUUAUUUUUGAUGCACAAAAGGAUCUCGCAGUCGUGAAGCAAUAGCAAAGUUUAAAACAGCUGCAAAUUGAAAAAUUGAUAUCUGUACAUAACUAUACAUACAUCAACCGAACAGAACUAACAGGAAAACACAAUUUACCCUCAACUUUCCAAAUUUAUAGUUGGUUAAAAGUAUUAAAUGUAUCGUAUUAAAUACAGACAUUUCUGAGAGAUGCUUCUCAUGAAACAAAACACAAAAAAAUAUAAAUACAUUGAAGGAAGCGAACGGCCCCGUCACUAUUUGUUGGCGGAGACAAUUCGAUGGAAAAAACUAUUUUGAAAGAAAAAUUUCUAAAUAUAUGUACGUUAGAAGUUGGUAAACUGAACGAUGAAAUAUGAAAAAGAAAGCCGCGAACAGAGAUGUUGUAUUACUUUUUGGAAAGACUGAAGUGAUCAAAAUUAACGAAAAACAAAACACAACACGAGCAUGAUAUAAAAAUGAUAAAAAUUAAACAUUUUAAAGAACGUUUUUACCGCAGUUACUAAGCAAAUUGAAUGUGUCCUAUAAAAUUUCGUACUAAAUGGCAGAAACUAAACCUAAACGUAAAUUCAAGUAUAACAACAUCAAAUGUAAUGUAUUAUUAAAUAAAGUACUUUUAAUUUAAUUUUAAAUCUAAAAUAAAUUUAAAGUAAUCCAUAGAUAGUGUUUAACUCCAGAAUGCAAUCUCUAUGUAAAGACAAAACCGAAAAACAAACAAAAUACCUACAGUUAAGUAAAAUAUAUAGCAAAAUGAACUCUGAACUAGACACACACACACACACCCAUCCCCCAAACAUGCAUUAAAUAGAAACAAUUGGGGUAUUCAGAUAAUCGAGCUAUAUAAUUAUUGUUUUGAAAGUUUACAGUACCAUUCAAAUGGCAGAUAGUUCCCGAACGGCGUGCGAUCCCGUAACGUUGCGGAUACCCCGUCCAACUGAAUACGCAUACAUAAUUAUAUAGUUGUCAAUAGUAGAUGUGUGUUUCCUCAGUUGAUGUACAUUGAUUUCCGAUUAACCACAAAUUCAUCCCGUAAUAAAGUGAAUUAAAUGUUUCCCGCCUUCUGUGCACUUUA